GUGCUUUAGUGUUUUUAUUCGAGGUAUUGUAUUGCGUUAUCUAUAAGGCUUUAGCGUAUGACGUGUACCCGUGAGAAUCUCCUCCAUUGCUUCUCCUCCUCGUUGUGCAAAGCGAGUCGGCUGGCCAUGGCCAUCCGAAAUCUCAUGUAAAUCUCAUAUGAACCACUUCUCGAGUUCGGGGAGCUUCGCGCCUCCGAUGGCCGAAAGGUCGCCGUUACCAUCUGUGUCCUCCAGAAUGAUCUCCAGGAAUGCCCGCUCGUAAUGUCCGAGGUGGGUCAGGAAGCCGGGUGCUUGCUUGUGUCUCAUGUAGUUGAAUGCUGGUGAUGCAGUUGCAAGGUUGCCCUUGAUGUGCCCCAGAGCAAUUCCAAAUGCUUUUGUGAAAGCCCACGGCAAGGUUGCAUCGAUGGUUGGGACAUCGAAGCGAUACUGUCCAAUGAGGUCGGUACUCUCGCCACUGAACUCAACUGGAGCAUUGUUGCGAUACGCAUCGAAGAAGAUCAUUCGAUCUGUUUUGUCCAUCGCAUCUUUCGAUGUCGUCCUGAGCUUGUUGUACCAGUUUCUGCACUGCUUCGCUCUUGAAUGUUAUUCUACUAACAUGGCAGUCGUGGUAAAGGCUGCGAUACACCGAGCGCCUGGCCAUGUUCCUGACAACACCGACUCCCGACUGCAAGACUUGCACAUAACGGUCGCAGUAGCGGGAGCGAGGAGCAUCACUUGGGGUCUGGCAUUUGAACUCGCGCAGGCACUCACAGCAGUGAUGAGCGUGCGGUCCAGAACAACCGAACAGCAUCCAUUCUCCAGCACGGGGAUGCCAGUGGCGAUGUCCAAGUUGGUCUGGCGCACUCGCUCAGCCGCAGCGAGCAAGGCUUCACGCAGGUUUUCCCUGCAAAUCCAUGUAUUGAUACAAGUCUCCCAAGCUGGAAGAAGCGGCAACAUUUCGCUGGAAUUGGCCUUCCACUCCAGCUGCUUGCCAAGGUCCUCGACGACUGUUGAUGAAGUGUAGAGCGCGACUUUUGCCUGGUCAAGCAAACGUCUGGACCCGACCAGGGAGUUCCCGCCGUAGUACUGCCGGUCACCAGACUUUGUUUGACCACGGGUUUCGACCUCUGUAGAACCCGACUUCUUGCCCAGGCUCAUAACCGGGAGGCAAAACAUCCUGCGUCACCAUAAUCGUCUAACUUCCCAGAAGCUAGUGAGCCUUCCCCCCUCUCUGGUUGUUCCUGGCGAUCUCGGAAAGAUCUCGCGGCCAGUGAUUGAAGGGGUCACGCUGGUGACACUAGGGUCGACGAUGAAGACGUCCAACUGUGCCGCGGCAAUGAUCGUGUUGCGAAGCUCCUCCCACAGGCGGCG
Molecule: messenger RNA, 1350 nt
Organism: Microdochium trichocladiopsis
Lineage: Eukaryota; Fungi; Ascomycota; Sordariomycetes; Xylariales; Microdochiaceae
Exons: 1
Coding region: 347-1003 (218 amino acids)
Source: RefSeq, a predicted model, not a curated record